AGUUAUCUGUCUCAGCUCCUUGCAGUUGGUUAUUUAACAAUUAUGGCCCGUUUCAAACUUACCUUCUUCUUCAUUCUCUCGGUUCUCCUUCAUGCAGCUCUCUUGCUUCCUCAUAUGGUGCACUCUAAAGACGAAGAUGAGGACAAUCUUCUUCAAGGAAUUAACAGUUACAGGACAUCACUAAACCUUCCAGCUCUCACAAAGAAUGACAAAGCAGGAUGUCUUGCUGACGAAAUUGCAAAUGACCUAGAGGAUCAGCCUUGCAGCAGCAACACCACCGCCAGCACGCCUCAAUCAGCGAAUUACAACAACAACAUAAGGAAGUGUAAAAUUGAUCCCAACACCGCAACCGAUGGCGUCGUACUACCGGUUUGUGUACCCAAAUUGGUGCCAACCCUUGUGCUCACAAACUAUACACACACUCCGCAUGCAAGGUAUCUAAACAACUCGAAGUAUACCGGCGUUGGCGUCGGCUCGGGAGAUGAUUGGAUGGUUAUGGUAUUGUCUGGCAACACUGUUGCAGGAAGCUUUGCCAGCGAAGCAACUUCUUUGGUUUCAAAGAUGGGUUUGGGACAUCACAGCUGGAUGGCUUUGCUUUUGGGAUUGCUUCUUUAUUUGGUGUAUUACUAAAAGUGCUUUUUCCCUUUUGAAUGACUUGUAGAUUUCGUAAUUCUCAGUCUGUAAUUUUGUAUACUUCGUUUAAU
Messenger RNA from Pistacia vera, 704 nucleotides. RefSeq lists its product as uncharacterized. Bases 43 to 630 code for a protein of 195 amino acids. The record is from RefSeq and is a predicted model, not a curated record. The transcript is spliced from 2 exons. NCBI's taxonomy places the organism in Eukaryota, Viridiplantae, Streptophyta, Magnoliopsida, Sapindales, Anacardiaceae.